CAGUGCAAACAAAUGAAUUUAUGAUCUGCACAUCUAACAGUUUAUAUGACGCGCCCAAUUUGUCUAGCUCUUUUAAAAUAGAUAUUAGCUGCGAUAUCUAGAAAUCUAACUACAUCAGCGAAACAUUUUUCUUAGUGUAUCACGAUCACGCCGCGUGUGGCGCAUGCAACACGUACUGCGUAAAAUUUCGUGCCAGCGCCCAUCGUGUAGUACAUGUUGAUACCAGUUCAGACAAAGGGACAACGCAUAUUAAACACAUAGGCGAAUCGUGCUUCGAGUUUGUGUCUCAUUUGGGUGUUUGUGAAAGUUUUACUGUGGAAGAAGUUUGACCGUGACGGUUGUGUGUGUAAUAAUGUCAGAUGAUAACAUUUUCAUCGAAUUGACGACUAGAGAUUUAUUAAAACAUGGAAUCUCGAGCAAUAUGCAUCGGCGUUUGAAAGUAAUUGUAUAGAAACCGCAGAAUUUGAAAGUCUAUUAGAACCUGAGUGGAAGGAAACUUUAGAAUCUUUGAUCCCACUUUCUGGCCACAGAAUGAGAUUCGUGAAAAAUUUGAAAACUUUUAUCAAAGACAACACAAAUGAAAUGGAGAUUGAUGAAAAUAAUUUUACAAAGAUACGUGAGAAAGAUAAAAGUAAAAAGACUGUUAUUCCUCUUUCACUUCAACUAAAUAUUUCAAACGAAUCAGAAGAUAUUCAAGAAAUUGAAGAAAUUCCAAAAAACAACAAUCAAGAGAAAAACUUGGAGGAAUCUAUUCAUCAAGAAGCUUCAAAAAAUAUUUUCAAAAAAAGAAAGAGAGAGAGUGACGAAUGCAAUGUCACACGAGGUGAACAACUUCGUUUCCUUCUAAACAAGUCAGCUACAGGUAGAUGUUUCUUACAACUAGCGAAGCAAGGCUCUUAUUUGAAGGAUAAAGAUAGAAAUAAGUUAACAGAUAUUAUUAUUGAGAAUCAAUUGAGCAAAUGUGACAAAAUUUCACCUACAGAGUUCACUGAACUGGUUGGUGCUAUUCAAUAUUUAUUUCCCCAAGAAGAUAGCGAGCUUUAUUACACAUUCCAUAUAAAUAUAUAAAUGGAAAUAAACUGUUGGUAAAAGGAAAAUUAAUCACAAAAUACUAUUCUAUACGAAAAGAAUUUAAAGCUCUUGGUAUUAUUGCAUCUAAAAGUAAGGAUCAAUCAGAUUCUCAAGAUGAUUUAG
This is a messenger RNA of Linepithema humile (Argentine ant), 1194 nucleotides long. Lineage: Eukaryota; Metazoa; Arthropoda; Insecta; Hymenoptera; Formicidae. The record is from RefSeq and is a predicted model, not a curated record.